This is a messenger RNA of Striga asiatica, 1512 nucleotides long. NCBI's taxonomy places the organism in Eukaryota, Viridiplantae, Streptophyta, Magnoliopsida, Lamiales, Orobanchaceae. The record is from the annotation of a GenBank genome assembly.
ACCAACAAUCACACAUAACCCGAAGGGAAGGGAAAAAUUCCUUUUACUGUUUCAUUGAAGGCGGAGCUUGAAGGCUUGGUAGAUGUGUGUUACUAUCAUCAAUCCAUGGAGUCCGACAGCUCACCUUCUUCCCCGAGCCGCCUCAAAUGCUGCGACUGUGGAUGCAUCUGCUCCGUGAUGGACAGAUCCCUCUCCGGCACGUACCUCCGUUCGGUCAAGCGUAAAUACGAAGAAUUCGAGGAUGAGAAGCCCUUCACAAUUCCCGGGCUCGAUUUACCCCAAAAUGCCCGUGUAGAAAUCGGGAACGAAUGCCAGGCCUUGCGCGAGACAGUCACCAGCCAGCAGCAGACGAUUCAGGAACUCAUAUCCGAGCUCGAGGAAGAAAGGAACGCCUCGUCAUCGGCCGCCAGCGAGGCCAUGUCCAUGAUCCUGAGGCUGCAGAGAGAGAAAGCCGAGAUUCAGAUGGAAGCCAGGCAAUUCAAGAGAUUUGCAGAGGAGAAAAUGGCGCACGACCAGCAAGAAACCUUGGCAUUGGAGGAUUUGCUGUACAAACGAGAGCAGGCCAUUCAAUCCCUGACUUGUGAGGUCGAGGCUUAUAAGCACAGAAUGAUGAGUUACGGUCUCACGGAAUCCGAAGCCGAUGGCAUGCUCGAUGGGUACAAGACUAAUGGGAGCAUGAGCCGGAACACGAGCAUGACUGAAAAUCUCGAAAACCCGUUCGGUUUUCCCCGUUACGAAAUUUACCCUCCGCUCAAGGUUAAUAUCAAUGAAUCCCAGGCCUAUAUGGACGGUGAUGAUGAUGAUGAGGCUGCUGCUGCGGAUGAUGUCGAGAAAUACGCAUCUGAUGAAACUCCAAGCUCUCGUCACCAGCUCAAGGAUUUGGAGUUUCGGAUCAAUCAGCUUGAGAAAAACAGCCCAAAGACAAUCCAACCUGAUCGGGAGUCAAAGAACGUGCUCGAGAAGGUGAUCGUGGGCCACUCUCCUAGGCGGACAAACGGGCAUCUCAGGAAGUUCUCCACAGACAGCUCAAACUACUCUCCGAGGUUCGGGGAUAGCUUCAGGAAGGCCGAGCUUUCACAUUUGGAUUUGCGUUCUAAUCUGAAGAAGGCGGAUAGUGGGUCAGAGGCUGGGGAUGAGACGGAUGACAGGGUGUACACGAUAGAUUCGAUACAUCAGGGAGCCGAACACAAGGCAUGUGUAGGGGUUGUUGGGGAUGUGUAUGCAGUGACUCCGAGGGAUUCGGAUUUGGAGAUACAGAAGCUUUACGCGAGGCUCCAUGCGCUCGAGGCCGAUCGUGAGUCCAUGAGGCAGGCGAUUAUUUCGAUCGGAACUGAUAAAGCGCAGCUGGUGCUGCUGAAGGAGAUUGCUCAGAACCUUUGCAAGGAGAUGUCGCCGGCGAAAGUGGUGCCGCCGAGGAGGCAGGUGGCGUUGAGGAGUUUCUCUUUCGUGUCGGUAUUAAAGAUCGGCCAUUUUCUCGGCCCGUCGAUCUUGAUGGCGGCGGCAGACGGAUGA